Messenger RNA from Hipposideros armiger (great roundleaf bat), 1152 nucleotides. It is a transcript of the gene ACBD5, whose product is annotated as acyl-CoA binding domain containing 5. The annotation marks the transcript as partial. Gene Ontology annotation, molecular function: fatty-acyl-CoA binding. The transcript has 8 exons. Gene Ontology annotation, cellular component: cytoplasm; peroxisome. NCBI's taxonomy places the organism in Eukaryota, Metazoa, Chordata, Mammalia, Chiroptera, Hipposideridae. Gene Ontology annotation, biological process: fatty acid metabolic process. The record is from RefSeq and is a predicted model, not a curated record.
AUUCUUGAAACUAUGCCGAUGACUGAGAAAGUUGAAGAAUUGCUACAUGUCAUAGGCCCAUUUUAUGAAAUUGUAGAGGACAAAAAGAGUGGCAGAAGUUCUGAUUUAACUUCAGUCCGACUGGAGAAAAUCUCUAAAUACUUAGAAGAUCUUGGUAAUGUUCUAACUUCUACUCCAAAUGCCAAAACUGUUAAUGGUAAAGCUGAAAGCAGUGAUAGUGGAGCUGAGUCUGAGGAAGAAGAGGCCCAAGAAGAAGUGAAAGAAGCAGAACAAAGUGAUAAUGGUAAGAAAAUGAUGAAGAAAUCCACAGACUAUGAGAAUUUGGAAAUUGUUGUCACUAAUGGCUAUGAUGAAGACAGCCUUGUUCAGAAUGGACAGUGCGAUACUCAGGCCAGUUCUUCCCUGAGUGGCAGCAGCACUGAAGAAAUAAAACCUGUAGAUCCAAACUUGGAGCAAACUGAAAAAACUGCUGUCUGCAUUCAUCAAGAUAUAAAUGAUGAUCAUGUUGAAGAUGUUUUGGGAAUUCAGCAUUUGACAAGCGAUUCAGACAGUGAAGUUUACUGUGAUUCCAUGGAGCAAUUUGGACAAGAAGAGUCUUUAGACAGCUUUACAUCAAACAGUGGGCCAUUUCGAUAUUGCUUGGGUAGUGAUCCCAGUCAGCCCUUGGAAAAUUGUGGUUUUCCUGAAGAUGUUCGGGUACUUCAUGGGAGUGGCAUUGUCAGGGAUAUGCACAUGAUAGCAGUCGAUGGAAAAGGUGAAAUACAGCAUGGAGGAGAAGAUGGCCGGAGCAACAGUGGGGCACCACACCGAGAGAAACGGGGUGGAGAAAGUGAGGAAUUCUCCAAUGUCAGAAGAGGGAGAGGGCAAAGGAUGCAACAUUUGAGCGAAGGAACCAAGGGUUGGCAAGUGGGAAGUGGAGGUGACGGGGAACGCUGGGGUUCCGACCGAGGGACGCGAGGCAGCCUCAAUGAGCAGAUCGCUCUCGUGCUCAUGCGACUGCAGGAGGACAUGCAGAAUGUCCUGCAGAGACUUCACAAACUGGAAAUGCUAGCGGCCUCGCAGGCAAAGUCAUCAACAUUACAGACUAGUAAUCAGCCUUCCAUACAGGUAAGAAACACUUUUCUUAAAUCUAAGUGCUGGGGUUUUAAAUAA